This is a messenger RNA of Hyla sarda, 993 nucleotides long. RefSeq names its product transmembrane protein 186 (gene TMEM186). Gene Ontology annotation, cellular component: mitochondrion. The record is from RefSeq and is a predicted model, not a curated record. NCBI's taxonomy places the organism in Eukaryota, Metazoa, Chordata, Amphibia, Anura, Hylidae. Bases 154 to 864 code for a protein of 236 amino acids. The transcript has 2 exons.
GGCCACAUCAUGACUUCCUCGUCACGUGAGAGGCGUUAUGUGGCGUCAAUACUGCAACUUCCACAGGCGCUAUUGGCCCGCGCUGCAUUCUGGGAUGUGCAUGGUUCAUGACGGCGUGUGUGACCGGUGACAGGAACGUCCUGUUACAUUACCAUGGCACAGCUCACCAUGAGGUCUUUAAGGAUCAGUCCUCUAUGUAAACAGUUUCCAGUUCAGUUGUGGAAAUGUAAAGAACCUUGCAGAACCAUCUCCAUUGGAUGUUUGAGGAUUACUCGCCCUUCACAUGGAGAGGUUUCUCAGUUAUUGUCAUCUAAAAAUAAGAACUGGCAGAAAGAACCUCCAGGGUUGUUCUGUACGUCUUCAACCUCUAACACAAAGACUGACGACUCCUCCAAGUUUAAGUUGAUCUACAAGUUUCCAGCAAUAAGGUAUUGCCGGGCAGUUUCCAGGCUGAAGCUUGUGCAGACCACAUUGUCUAUGCUGAUUCUCCCCCCUGUAUAUUACUACUAUUUCCAAGGACAGAUCACACAGUUUGCUGUUGUUUAUAGCACCGGAGCUGCUGUUUUUGCUGGUAUCAUGCUGUAUGGUCUUAGCCAUUACCUACGUAGAAUAAUUGGGAUGUUGUAUGUGGACGAUGACCUAAGAACUGUGAAGGUUUCCUACCUGACUUUUUGGGGAAACAGAAAAAAUAUUUUUGUUCCAAUUGAUGAUGUAAAACAGCUUUCAGAAACCGGAGAUGGUAAGCAUGAAAUUCUCCGCCAAUUCGCACGAUACAGCAAACCUGAUGUACUGUACUUUACUACUCGGUACGGUUUUGUCCUGGACAGAGAGAAAUUCACUAUGGUUUUUGGAAAAUUGGAAUAAAAUAAUAAAGAACAAUUUUUACACUCUAGUCUGUUUGCAAACGGGUCCUAUAUUUGCUCAUUCUUAUAAACAGUUAAUUCUUCUGAUUUAUAUACAAUACUGGUUACGUUAAAAUAUACAUGUAUUGGC